Molecule: messenger RNA, 963 nt
Organism: Eucalyptus grandis
Lineage: Eukaryota; Viridiplantae; Streptophyta; Magnoliopsida; Myrtales; Myrtaceae
Product: cysteine-rich receptor-like protein kinase 10
Exons: 5
Coding region: 1-963 (320 amino acids)
Biological process (GO): protein phosphorylation
Molecular function (GO): protein kinase activity; ATP binding
Source: RefSeq, a predicted model, not a curated record
AUGUAUUUGGGUAUACUACCUGGUGGUCAAGAAAUUGCAGCAAAGAGGCUAUGUAGGAGCUCUGGACAGGGAGUAGAGGAAUUCAAGACUGAAGUUGAACUAGUAGCCAAACUUCAACAUAGAAACCUAGUGAGGCUUCUGGGAUUCUCCGUGGAACGCGAGGAAACAAUAGUGGUCUAUGAGUAUGCGCCCAAUGGGAGCCUAGAUCGCUUGUUAUUUGAGCCCGAGCUCAGCGAACAACUGGAUUGGUCAACACGUUACAAGGUCAUGGUAGGGGUGGCGCAUGGACGGCUAUACCUUCAUGAAGAUUCUCGGCUUCGAAUAAUCCAUCGUGAUCUCAAAGCUAGCAACAUUCUGCUAGAUGCUAACAUGAAUGCAAAAAUCUCGGAUUUUGGUACAGCCCAGAUCUUUAGUGCUGAUCAGACUCAAGCAAACACUAAUAAAAUUGUUGGAACAUACGGCUACAUGUCUCCUGAGUAUUUGAUGUUUGGACACUUCUCCGUAAAAUCUGACAUCUUCAGCUACGGUGUGUUAAUGCUGGAGAUUAUAACUGGCAAAAAGAACAGCCAAUUUUUUGCAUUGGACAGCAAUGAGGACCUGCUAGGCUAUGUUUGGAAGCACUGGAACAACAGAAUGCCGUCGGAAGUAGUGGACCCAGCUUUAAGAAGUGCCUAUUCCGUGAAUGAAGUUAUCAAAUGCAUGCACAUCGGGUUGCUCUGUGUGCAAGACGAUGCGGAAGACCGACCUACCAUGGAUUCGGUUAUUCUCAUGUUGAACAGCAAUUCUAUUAAAAUCCCAGUGCCUCAAAGACCUUCAUUCUUCUUUCCUGGUAAGAAGUACCAACAGGAGCCUUGUGUUCUAGACUCAGGUCCAUCUAACAGCAAAUUGGACCAAUCCAUUAAUGAGAUAACAUCGCCGUGUUCUCCAACUGACAAUGAUCUUGCUGAUUCAGGUCCACAGUAG